AUGAUCCGGUAUCCUGAUUUAUUUGGGCAUUGGAGAGUACUUUUCCUGCAACCGGAGCUGGUACCUACGCAAAGCGCUGCGAACUUACAGUGGUGUGAGAACUUUCAUUAUCCAAAUGAAUGGGCCAAUUUCGGCGCGUCGGAGUCUUCUGCCAAUUCCUCUGCCAACAUACAGUCGCAGCCGCAGCCGCAGGUUGGCGCAGAUAUACCAGGAAACAGUAUUCAACUUCGAAAUGCCACUGGUGGACAGACACGUACAAUUGCAAUCGUACCAAGAAAGACAACGCGCUCUAUCAAUCCUGGUUACACAUCAAGCGGUGAAGCGAUACGCAUGAUUCAAUGGCUUGGCAGAAUAGGCGCCCGUUUUGUGGUGGAAGAUGCGCAGGGUAGUGUGCGGCUUGUUUCAAGCGCUGCCGCAGGAGGUCAACCGGCAUUGGACGGAGCUACCAGAGCUAAUAUCCCAAGCACGCUUCGUGAAGAACAACAUAUCCGAGAGCUUCGCGAUCAAGUCAGAGCCGGUGGUCAAUAUGGCCUUAACUGGCUGGCUGUCGGAGAAUUAGAACCGGGGAAAAGCAGGCUUCCAUUCAUCGUGGCUGGCUUUUGGCACCAGGGGCCAACCACUCCGCUGCGGGAGGAGGGUGUUUCACGGUCUGCUCUCAAAAAAAUACUUGCACCCCGCGAGGCAGACAGAUUGAUUGCCGAAAACAUGAUCGGUGACCCUGGAUACUCUGUGAAAGAGGCACUUGCAAUACUAUCACCCGCCGCGAAUAGCCACAGAUCAGGAGCACCAUUGGCACUUCCCGACCAAGGGCAAAACUUCUAUUCGUGGCUCCCAUCCAUGCCCCAGCAGUUUUCUGCUGCUCUGGACGCGCCCCGAGUGCCUCAUUUUCAACAGCCGUCAGCCCCUGACCAAAUCCAAUUCUCACCCCAAUAUCAACAGCCAUUAGCCCAUGCCCAAUCCCAAUUCUCACCCCAAUAUCAACAGCCAUCAGCCCAUGCCCAAUUCCAGUUGCCACCACAGUUCCAACAAUUAUUUCCACCUCAGGCGCAGCAGGCCUUCCAUCCUCAGCCAAGUUUCCAGUCUACAUACGGCCAGUAUCCAGGCGCUUUCAUUGCUCCUCCUCAGCCCUUGUUUGAUUUUUCGAAACAGGCACCCGUUACUCAGACUCCACACCGGGAAGAGGAGCUGUGA
Messenger RNA from Penicillium paradoxum, 1191 nucleotides. RefSeq names its product putative glutamine rich protein. The transcript has a single exon. The record is from RefSeq and is a predicted model, not a curated record. Lineage: Eukaryota; Fungi; Ascomycota; Eurotiomycetes; Eurotiales; Aspergillaceae. The coding region runs from base 1 to 1191 and encodes 396 amino acids.